Bombus huntii is the source of this 6816-nucleotide messenger RNA. RefSeq names its product probable G-protein coupled receptor Mth-like 1 (gene mthl1). Gene Ontology annotation, biological process: cell surface receptor signaling pathway; G protein-coupled receptor signaling pathway. Gene Ontology annotation, cellular component: membrane. The record is from RefSeq and is a predicted model, not a curated record. Lineage: Eukaryota; Metazoa; Arthropoda; Insecta; Hymenoptera; Apidae. The coding region runs from base 521 to 2302 and encodes 593 amino acids. The transcript is spliced from 7 exons. Gene Ontology annotation, molecular function: G protein-coupled receptor activity.
GCUUCAGUAACUCCGAUACCUUCGAGCGAGCGAGUCACGUCCGAUUUCGAACCCGACUGCCUACAGAGACGCGCCAAAACUUCUCUUACUUCGAGUAUUUCGCGCUUAUUUUCGUCCACGCUAUUAAAUUCAGUAGGCGUAUCGCCAUCGAAAGGAUGCAAAAACACGCUUGCCUUUCCCUCCCAUCUUACCGAAUAAAUUGAUCGUUUAGUGAACAUCGAACAUUUGGUGUACGCUGUUUAUAAACACGAUAGUCGCGCGAUCCAAACAAACGACUUCGAACUCUCGUGUAUUCUACGCCGAAUAUGCGGUCGAAUAUUCUUGGCGAAGAGUGAGUGAAUUUCGUAAAUCCCAUCGGAUGUUUGAUAUAUUCGCGAAACUUUGACAACGGUGACUUGUGCAAUUCUCCAAACAUCGAGCUUACGAAACGAAACUGUCGAACGACUGAAACUUCCGUGUAAUGUUCGUCUGAUUUUAUUCUUCGACUCUACUCGUCUGUUCGUCGUUUUACUUUUUACGAAUGAUUUUCGCUAUGAAGGCGAUUUAUUACCUUACGAUUCUCUGGACCAUCGCAAUCCCGGUGUUGUGCGAACCCGUGAACGUGCCUAUGAAACCGAGAUUGAACAUUCUCAAGUGUUGUCGACACAACGAGGAACUGGUGAAAGAAUCUGACAACGAGACAGACACGAGGACUCGUUGCAGACCGACCAAAAACGAAUGGAAACCUAUUAUCUAUUCGCCUUCCAAGGCAGAUAUGUUGGAGAAACUGCCCAUGGAAUGGGACAUCGUCGAGGGAAGGAGGCCCGUUUGCGAUCAGAAUUCUGCGUUGAUCUACGUACCCUACCGAAUCACCAAUCCGUUCGUGCUCAUAGACGAUGGCCACGCGCUCAUCAACAUUCACACGAACGAAAGAUACGAGCCGAGCGAGUAUUGCGCCGAUUCGAAUGCUCUUCUAGUUUGCAUGAAGAAUAAAGCGGAAGGAAACCACGCGGCCGCCACAAUGAGACCACGUAUUAGAAAAUGCUGCGGAGAAAACGCGACUUUCUACGAAGAAGAACAAACGUGCGUUCUUUCGGAGGAAGCCGCGAAUCCGACGCCUUUGCUGCCAAAUGCCUCUGCCGCUGCUGAAAUCGUGCCUGGCUUUCCAUCUUGUCGUCGUUCCGAUAAUCUUACGAUUUUGGGCGACGCUAAGGAUGCCCUGUUGUUGCCAGAUGGCGGCUUUGAAAUCGGCGGCGUCACGUUACCCACUGAUCAAUUUUGUGUUGAGAGGAUCAAGGAACUGAACCACGUGUCCAAGGUCUUCGCGUGUUCCGAGCACGGAUCGCAAAGGCCCAUAAUGCAGGCAGCCGACAUCAGAUUCACCUUGUACCCUGUGGGCUUCAUCAUUAGCGCGGUAUUCCUGGCAGCCACGUUGGCCGCCGGUUGGUUGCUGCCAGCCUCUCAUCACGUUCUGCACUGGCGUUGCCAGACUUAUCAUGUCACCUGCCUGAUGCUCGGUGAUCUCCUCAUGGCCAUCAUUCAGCUCGCCGGUGACUCCCUGCACGGCGCAUUCUGCAAGGUGGUCGCAAUCAUGGCGCAUUUCUUUUUCCUGGCUGCGUUCUUCUGGCUGAACACGAUGUGCUUCAACAUCUGGUGGACGUUCAGAGACCUGAGACCAGCGAGCUUGGAGAAAGGCCAAGAGACCCUCCGACUACGCGUAUACGCCUGCUACGCUUGGGGUGGCCCCCUUCUAGUCGCCGGUUUGGCCGCCCUUCUCGAUCAUCUUCCGCCUCAACCUCAAUACACGUUCCUCAGGCCCCGUUUCGGCGACAAACAGUGCUGGUUCUACGGUGACAUGGAAAUCUUGGCGUACUUUUUCGGUCCCAUUGGCUUCCUACUCGCAGUGAACCUGUUAUUCUUCGCAGCGACUGCUCGCGAGCUAACUUGUGGUCUAUGGAAGGGCGAAUUCGUGAAGAGCACCACAGAACGAGCCGCACUGGGCCGUGUGUGCAUGAAGCUGGUGGUCGUGAUGGGCGUCACCUGGGUAGCCGACGUGGUCUCGUGGGCAGUCGGUGGUCCUCAAUACAUCUGGUACUUCACCGACUUGAUAAACGCGUUCCAGGGCGUGCUGAUCUUCGCGGUAGUUGGCUGCCAGCCCCAGGUCCGCGCCGCCUUGAAAAGGAUCUGCAACAGGAAUCCGAGGACCAACGCUGGAAGGCAGGGAAACGGACUGAGCACCACCAGUCACGGAAUGCCCAGCAUGGGCGACAGCGUCAUUCAGAAUCCGAGCACGAAGACCGCUCCGCUGGAAACCAUCUGCUAAGCGACUUCUCUGACCUGCCGCUUCCGACAGUCGAGCUUCUCUGACGGCGUGCUUGCUCUGUUUAGUCCGUUGGAACCGUCGCUGUCGGUCAGUUUAGAGUUACUCGACUCUCAAGCAGAGAGAUCGAGACAGGAUUCAGUGGACGGGAAGUCGAAAGCGUGUGUUGGAAAGAGGCAGAUUCGCGAAUCUCGUGAAACACGUAAAACAGACGCGGAAGUCCACGAAGCGGAAGAACACUGUAUACGAAGCGACCAGCGUGAAAAGCAUCGCAUUGAUGGAUCACUACCAAGAAGCAGCAUUCUCUUUUCUCUGUUCAUAGUUCGUGCGAUUCUUAAUACGUACGCCGUUGAUACUUAAUAAUACGAUCGUCUUCGAAGGAGACAGAGAAAAGCUUCUAUAUCUACUAUCCGUUCCCGAUUCGCGUUGCAGGGUCGACGACCUCGAGGCCGUGAACUUGAAAUAACCGGACUUCCCCGUUCCGGAUGACUUUGUGACUCGACGAGUGCCGUUUCACGAACAUUGCCCGUAUACAAGUAGGCCCGUCCAAGUAGGACUCGACUCGCGUCAAAAAUCCUCGUCUACUAAGAAAAGAGGUCGUCGACCUUGGGAGAAGUACAGUCGCCAAGAACGCGUUUGCUCGCCGCUCGUGUCCCUGCGGACUAAACGCGGGGAAAGCGGUAGAACGCGCGAGCUGUCACUUUGAAUGGUUGAUUGUCUCGACAGGGAACACAAUGGAGAACAGAGAAAACAACGCGAAGCGACAAAUAUUCAUAGAGACACCCGUCCUGGUUCGAGUCCCCUCUCGAGAGAAAAGCGCGUUCCCAACCACUCUCGGUCCAGCUUUCACUCGCGUCGAAUUUCCUGUUAUCGUUACAAUUUGUAAUUCGCGCCACUCUCUGGAUUCAUCCGUCUUUUCAUCUCUCUAACGAUGAUUCGAAGCGAGAGUUGCGUUGUUCGUUGUCACCGAUCGCUCAGAGAUUCGUCGUCGAAUCAACCAGGCCGUCGUUAACGCGCGUAGGAGCAACCAGUCACUGUCCAUCGAUUAUACGCCGAGUGAAGUUAACGAGAUGAUGUGUAGCCGAUACGAGACACGCUAUUUCGGUAUUAACAAACGGCGCCGGACGAGGUCGAUUACGAGGGAAUUUUUCGCGCGACAGUAAAUACGAUCAUCGAUAUUAAUACAUGGUCGCUCGUUUUGCUCGUUUUUGAACGUCUGACGUUCUGCUAUUCGCGAUCACGCGUCGAUUCUACAAAUAAAUGACACAUCGGGACCAUGAAAAUUUCCCAAUAAACGAACGACGUGUGUGACGUGUACGAUCGAUGAAAUCGCAACGACCUUGACCUGUGUUCGCGAGCACGCGUCAGGUGAAUCCGGAACUUUCUUCGCGGCACGUCCUUCGUUAUUCAUCGAGCGUGCUUAAGGCCACGAGCGAUCCCUCUUCAAUUUCCUUCGGCAUAAAUUUGCAUCAACCGACUACAAUCGUGGCUACCAUUAACGCGUUGCAUUAGGAGUCUUGUAGCGUAGUCUCGUCGACGUCAGACGAGCAUCAUUUUCUUGAAAUACAUUCAACGUCUCCUUAUUCCGCUUCUUUCUACGACUGCCGGAUCAUCGACGACUUACAUUUAUCGAUCCACGGCGUUAAUGGCGUUUUUUCGAUCAUGCUAUCUCGACAAUGGACCGCGAAAAACACAGAGGGGCUCGAAGAAAAGCAACAACACUGCCAAAAUCAAUUUCAAUGACAAAACUCGAAGCAAUUUUUCGCCUCAUGUUGCAGUAAUUUUGAUGAGAUUUUACAAUAUCGCUAGUUUGAUCGUAAACACAACGAAGCAUCGUUCGCACAUCUCCGUUAGGAUAAACCAUAUUCUUUUUGAUACUUUUAAUACCGUGAAAAUGAUUUUACACAGGUGAUGCGAUAGGGACGAUGUAAGUCGAUCUAAAAAGCAAUCAGUUCAAUUGAAGUUGAAUCGAACGAGGAGAGUGCUUUUUUUUUUUGUACAGGUGAGUCACGCUUUCACGAAGUCAUACGUAGGUAGGUCAGGGCAUAAUGGACGACAACUCGUGACAAUACACACUAGGAAUUCAAUGCCUUCUGAAAUGCCUUCCAAACGUGGUGUUCAACGUGCCGAAUUGUAUACAAUGGGAAACCAGACGGAGACCAGAUGAAGUCUCCUGUCUCUUUCGGUUCUCGCAUCGCGUGCGACCGUGCGAGAUUACCAUUUCUCCAAGCGAUUUCCGGCGUAACUUCCGAUGACAUUCCACGACAGAUUCAUUCACCUUGCAGCGAUGAAUUAAUCACAAUUACGCGUCAGUGUGCGAUAAAAUCACGACAAGCGAUGAAUAUUGAUAUUCUUGAUUUUUUAUCAGUUCGCAAAACUAUUUCUUUACGGUAGAGUCUUUUUCUCUUCUUUUUUAUUUUGUCAUCAGUUCAAUUCCAAAUCAAGUGCUGAGUCGUUGCGAAUGUCAUGGGAAAUCGCUGAGUGCGAUAACACGCACCGCAUAAAAACCGUCUCACGUCUGCGUAGAAUUAGUACCUCGCACUCGAGUUUGCUAUUCUUUAGACCACACGUUCGCGCGAGUAACUCUGAACGCGCGAGCGGGAGUAAAGUAAUCAUUGUCAUUGUUUCUUCAGGUGCAUCCAAGAGACUGAGCCAUGUACCCCUCCGCUCAUGUUAAUCGGAAACUAUCUGAAUUCUCUGCGAAGAUACUCCACUACUGUUUUCUAAACAGAUCUUCCUCCCUGAAAUGGUACCAAAGCUUACGCGUAGACUCAAUUUCUCAACAACGUUUAAAUCGAAAGCUUCUCCUUUUAGAAAAACCUUAUGAGAGUUUAUAUGAUCUUCGUAGAGUGACAGAUCGUUUCUAAAAUCAUAUUAGUUCCUUUUCUUCUUGUAUGAAUGAGAGUGGAGCGCAAAGUCGUCAAAGUUUCGUCGAUAAAUAUCACGUGUUCGAAAACGGAAAUUCUUGAUCUUUCGUUUCUCGUAAAUAAUGAAACUCGUAAUUGUUCGAUUCCUUGUCGACAUUGUUGUCCAUGCCGCGUGCGUGUCGUGCCUGCGUGUACGUAAUUGCGUGACAAUGCGAGCGUGUGAAUGGUACUGUGUAAUUAGCGUAUUAACGAACAGUAACUUCGUUAUAAAUCCCUUGCUAUGUAUAAUCGCGGCCGAACAAUGCGUAACGAGCCGGCGACAGUCGUAGCAGCUUUUCCGUUUCGUCCGCUCGUAAUUCAUCGCGAUGUGGACUAAACCAUCGCGUUUAUUUUGCAUCUGGCUCGAUGACGCGAGUUCAAGGAUCAAUUAAUCUCGCUGGUGAUCGAGUCUGCGACAAAUCGACGAUCGUCAAGCUCGUACGCAUCGAUCGUUCCCCGUCAUUGCAUCUCCUUGUAGAUAAACAUUUUCUCGUCAUUAUGUUACUUGUAAUUAUACGGUAAGCGCAUAUAAGUUAUUCGUGUCCGUCGUACGCGACCAGCUACAAGAUUUAAGAAUAAUACAAGCCACUUUGAGAAAUUGUUGCUGGUCGUAAGGAUGGAUCUCGAUGUACAUUAAUUCAACAUUCAGUGUAGUCGACGAUAAUUCGUUAGGUAGUUAGGGUAAUCGAUGAGCAAAGAGGAGCAGCGUAGCCUUAAAACUAAUUUAUUCGGAGUAGUCGUUGUUGACGUAUGAACAAUAAGAGAAACGUAACAUUUAGUAUACACGUACAUACACGUAAACGUAUAAACAUACACGAAAACUUGCCAGUAUAGAGAAUUAGAAUUAAGAAGGGAACACGUGAAUCACAGCGAGAGCACGAUGGAGAUCGUGGCAAGAGAAAGAGAAAGAGAAAAAGAAAAAGAAUGGCUCUGGCGAUCGUUCCGGGGGGAAAAUACCCGCGAUCGGCCAACGCGUUUAAACGGUUAUUGAGGACCGCGUGCCUUCGCGUAAUUUACGUGCGUGCAUUCGCAGCGCGGAAAAUCCAAUGUUGAAUUUAACAUGGAGAACGUUCCCAACCACGGUGAAACGCGCUUGGUAUGACAACCGUGGUCAUUGGGAUAGAUUAGAAAGUCAUUGAUUUGGAAUUUUAUAGAAAAUGCAUUGUCCAAAAUUGAACAAUUAACACUAAUUUAAAGUUAUUGAUAAUCGAUUCGACAUUGGAUUCUUCGCGAGGUAGGAAAUUUCGUAAAUUUGGCCAAAAUAGUUCUUCACUUUUUGUAUAUUUUUUACCGUGAUAGAUGAAGAAUGAAACGAAGGAUUGUUGUGCGGAAACUGUUAUAUCGAGAAGAAGAAGGUUGAUUCUUCGGAGACACGGAGGCUAUUAUAGGGAGACAAUAGUAUUAACUCGUCGUGCGAUUUAGAGGACGAGUUUGUGGCGAGCUCGUAUUGGCUCGAUUAACCAUGUAGAGAGAGAACAGCCGGAUUACCAUGGUAGAGAAAUUUAUAAUUACAACGACCCUGUACUACGGCCGAUCGUACACCAUUCCUGUACAAUGUAUCGUAACAGUAUUUACUAUUGCACUAAUGGUAAUAAAGAAUAACUGUUAGUA